Eleginops maclovinus (Patagonian blennie) is the source of this 4139-nucleotide messenger RNA. RefSeq names its product solute carrier family 9 member 7 (gene slc9a7). NCBI's taxonomy places the organism in Eukaryota, Metazoa, Chordata, Actinopteri, Perciformes, Eleginopidae. Gene Ontology annotation, biological process: potassium ion transmembrane transport; sodium ion import across plasma membrane; regulation of intracellular pH. Gene Ontology annotation, molecular function: sodium:proton antiporter activity; potassium:proton antiporter activity. Gene Ontology annotation, cellular component: recycling endosome; plasma membrane. The record is from RefSeq and is a predicted model, not a curated record.
CCUGGAUCUGUUUCCUCUCUCCGAGCACCGUGCACAGUGACAUGGCAUCCUCAUAGCGGCUGUCAGCAGCAGCAGCAGCCGCAGCAUCAUGGAGCCUCUCCGGCCGCAGAGGCGCACCGCAGCCCGGGUUCUGGACACCCUGACGCCGGCCUGGAUCCUCCUGAUCGCCGGGGCAGUGAAGGCGGAGGACGGAGGAGCAAUGGAGGAGCUCACCACGGAGAAGGAGGCGGAGGAAAGUCACCGCCAGGACAGCGUUAAUUUACUCACAUUCAUUCUGCUGCUGACCUUAACCAUUCUCACCAUAUGGCUCUUCAAGCACAGGCGGGUGCGAUUCCUGCACGAGACCGGGCUCGCGAUGAUUUACGGUUUGCUGGUGGGGGUGAUCCUGCGGUACGGCAUCCCAGCCACCAGCUACCACAACAAGACCCCCCCCAGCUGCUCUCUGAAGGAGGGGCCGGUCAGCACCGUCCUGCUGAACAUCAGCGGGAAGUUCUUCGAGUAUACGCUGAAGGGAGAGAUCAACUCCAGAGAGAUCCACAACGUGGAGCAGAACGACAUGCUGCGCAAAGUGACGUUUGACCCUGAAGUGUUCUUCAACAUUUUGCUGCCUCCCAUUAUUUUCCACGCCGGGUACAGUCUGAAGAAGAGACACUUCUUCAGGAACAUGGGCUCCAUCAUCACCUACGCCUUUCUGGGAACAGCCAUCUCAUGCUUCGUCAUCGGGAAUCUGAUGUACGGCGUGGUGAAACUCAUGCAGGUUCUGGGACAGCUGACGGACAAGUUCUACUACACAGACUGCCUCUUCUUCGGUGCCAUUAUCUCUGCUACAGACCCAGUGACGGUGUUGGCCAUCUUCAAUGAGCUGCACGCUGACGGGGAUCUCUACGCUCUGCUGUUCGGAGAGAGCGUGAUGAACGACGCCGUGGCCAUCGUGCUCUCCUCCUCCAUCGUGGCGUACCAGCCCAGUGGAGCGAACACCCACAUGUUCGAUGCCGCCGCCUUCUUCAAGUCGGUCGGGGUCUUCCUGGGGAUCUUCAGCGGCUCCUUCGUGAUGGGAGCAGCCACCGGCGUCGUCACCGCUCUCGUCACCAAGUUCACGAAGCUGCACUGCUUCCCGCUGCUGGAGACGGCGCUCUUCUUCCUCAUGUCCUGGAGCACCUUCCUGCUGGCCGAGGCCUGCGGGUUCACAGGUGUGGUGGCCGUGCUGUUCUGUGGCAUCACUCAGGCUCACUACACCUCCAACAACCUCUCUGCAGAGUCCACGCAGCGCACCAAGCAGCUGUUCGAGGUGCUCCACUUCCUGGCGGAGAACUUCAUCUUCUCCUACAUGGGUCUGGCUCUGUUCACCUUCCAGAACCACAUCUUCAGCCCCAUCUUCAUCAUCGGGGCUUUCAUGGCCAUCUUCAUCGGCAGAGCGUUCAACAUCUACCCGCUGUCCUUCUUCCUGAACCUGGGCCGGAGGCACAAGAUCAAAGGGAACUUCCAGCACAUGAUGAUGUUCGCAGGUCUGCGUGGAGCGAUGGCGUUCGCGCUGGCGAUCCGCGACACGGCGACGUACGCCCGGCAGAUGAUGUUCACCACCACGCUGCUCAUCGUCUUCUUCACCGUCUGGGUGUUCGGGGGGGGCACCACCCCCAUGCUGUCCUUUCCUGCACAUCAGGUAGGAUAUACCGCUCCUGCACAUCUGCAGUGUUUCAGGGUCGGUGUGGACCCAGAUCAGGACCAGCAGCCGUGCACAGACAGCUUCCAGGUCCUGCAGGGGGACGGGCCUCAGGCUGAAGGACAGAGUAAAACCAAACAGGAGAGCGCCUGGCUCUUCAGACUGUGGUACACCUUCGAUCACAAUUACCUGAAGCCCAUCCUGACGCACAGCGGCCCCCCCCUCACCUCCACGCUGCCCGCAUACUGCAGCCCGCUGGCGAGCUGUCUGACCAGCCAGCAGGCGUACGAGAACCAGCUGAGGGACGACCCUGACUUCAUGCGUGGCGACGGCGGCGACCUGUCCUUCACGUUUGGAGACACCACCAUCACGGCCAACGGGGCGUCCGGCAGCGGCGGGGUCGGCGGUGGAGGGGAAACAGCCGGAGCAUCGGGCUGGAGCAUGAACGGCAGGAGGAGCGGCAGCACCUCGGAGGAGGCGCUGGAGCGCGAGCUGGACUCCCGCGAACAGGAGCUGCUGAGCCGGGGAACGCGACUCGUUUUCCCCAUCGAGGAUCACUCUGACCCCCCGCUGACCCCCGUGUUUGUAGUCCUUCAGAGAUGAGAGGGAGGAUAGGACGAGAGAGCGCCCCAGGAGCAGAGCAGGAGAAGCUUUUCAUCCUCCAGGAGACGUGCAUCCUCUCCACCCAUCACUGAUUGUUUCCUUGCAUUAUCAGAAGGACCAACAAAAAAAAUCACCAUGCCAGAUUCAGGCUGUUUUGAACAUGUGACACUGUGUGUGUGCAGCCGAAAAAGAAGAAGACUCAUCACGAGAUCCGACCAAAAUGCUUCUUCGCCAUCACCCCCCAUCUACGCUCUGAAACCCUAAACUUUGAUGGUUUAUAAUUCCUCUUUGUACCAUUCAUCCGAAGCUGCUGACUGUGUUUGGUCUGUUUGUGAGGAUGCUCUUUUUGCUUCACACACACUCUCUUGUGUGGGGGGGAUUGUGGGGACCGUGAAUGUGUUCGGCCGACACCGCUCGUCAUGGGUGAAGCAGCGCGGGUGGAGAAUGUAAAUAGCUACAAUGCAGAGCUUUGUUCCCGCUUCUUGUCAGUGCAUUUCGUCCCAUGACUGUUACAAAAAGCGUCUGUUCGUCCAAGUGUCUGAGCUGGAUCUUUGUCUGCGUCCCGGCCUGGUUUUCAUUACAACAACAUGGACGAGCUUUGAUGCUCAUUGUCGCUGCCAAGGCACAGGUGGUUCAUUCGUCUGCAGGAGAACUACUGGCUCGAUUUUCAUGAAACCUGGUGGAAGGGUACAACACGAGACAGAGAAGGGCACAUUUUAAUUUCGAUUGGAUCUGAGUGAUGGGGCGGAAACACAAACUAAGAUUAGCUUUUGUUCGCAUUGUGAGACCAAGCAUGCAGAAUGAUAGUAAUCAAAACAAAUGAGUUAUUCACAUAAAAGUUUGAAAUGCAACACUGAAAAUCGGGGAACAUUUUGUUGGUAUAUCUCACCCGGUUCCUCAUCUCUCACACUAAAAUAAGCCUUCAUCACAUCAUCUUUUUGGCGUCAUUGUUGUUUCCACAUUUAGAUUUUAAGCUCAUGCACACUCCGAAUCCAGAACAUCAUGUGAAUGCACCAUCUGGCUUAGUGGGGGUCUGCAUUUUCUAGUUUCCUAUUAGAACAGUGCACUGAUGGCGGAUUUUCUUAGGCCGACCCUGAAGUAAGCACCACAAGGGCUCCCUCCACAAAAAGCCAAUGGGAUUCUUUCUUUUGGAUUUUGGAUUAUUACAUAAAAAUAUACUUGCAUGUUUUUGUUCAGCAGGAUAAUCUCCAAAUAUUAACACCACUUUAUGACUCGCAAAAAGCUAACGUAAGGCUAUAAAGGAACUACUGCACGGUCACAUGGCUACACAGCACCACUCAAUAAGAUAACACCCCCCUAUUUCCACCCAGAAUUUGGUCAGUUCUUCCUCUGCCCUUGCUCCACCCUUACACAAAGUUUCAUGCAGAUGAGGUUAGUUGUUUUUCCGUAAUCCCGGAGACAGAUAAGCAACAGAAAAGUAAGCCUCCUUAUGGAGUUUCUGUUGUUGAUGCAUCCAUUUAUGUUCACCUUCAACUAACAGUCGUUUUCAUUAUCAAUGAAUCUGUUGAUGAUUUCCCUCAUGUUAUGGAUGUGUUGUUUAGUCCAUGAAUGUCAGAAAAUAGUAAAAAAGAUCUCCAUCACAGUUUAUAAGAACUUGUUCAAAUUGCUUGUUUUGUUCAGAAGUUUUUCUUCAGAUUCUCCGACUUUAAAUGUAAAUGUUCUAACUUUCUGAAACGUAUAAUCCCAAAUAAAGAAGAGCAGCCACUUUAACAAAUACUGACCAAGGUGCCGGGUGCUCAGAUGUUAUUUCCCUUGUAUAGAAAUACAGGGUAAUAAAGACACUUCCGUAACCUUUGAUUCCAUUAAACCUGAUCCCCGUUUAUCUGAUAAUGCACGUAAUAAAAAGGAACACAGG